Molecule: messenger RNA, 219 nt
Organism: Dovyalis caffra
Lineage: Eukaryota; Viridiplantae; Streptophyta; Magnoliopsida; Malpighiales; Salicaceae
Source: the annotation of a GenBank genome assembly
AUGGAAAUGAUGGAUGAUAAUCGGUUUACUACAGUUGUUCCAGAAAAUGCUUGCAAAAAUGACAUUAUAGAGGCUCUUCCCUUAACGGAACCAAACCUAAAGGAGAAUAUCAAUACUAGCAAUGCAUUCGAAUGCUUAAAUAUGAUUGAGUACCAUAGCAUGGAUGAUGGUAUAUUAAUAGAGCAUGUGGAGCCUGAUUUAUCUCCUCAUACAGCGUAA